Molecule: messenger RNA, 820 nt
Organism: Hylaeus volcanicus
Lineage: Eukaryota; Metazoa; Arthropoda; Insecta; Hymenoptera; Colletidae
Exons: 2
Biological process (GO): regulation of ARF protein signal transduction
Molecular function (GO): guanyl-nucleotide exchange factor activity
Source: RefSeq, a predicted model, not a curated record
AGAGCAAUUGGAGCUGAUGAGGAAAGGAAUAGUAAGUUCGGACUCGGACUCCUCGGGCCACGGACCAUCGGAAGACGGCGACUCGACGGACACCGAGGGUCCUCAAAACGAGUCCGACGAAGCUCAAGAGGAGAACAGCUUGGAAGAUAACGAUUACGCGAUGGAGAACGAGAGGGAGAGGCUACGAUUGGAGAAGCUCCCAAAGUGUCUUCACGUGGGUCGUCAGGUAGCCGACGAGUGCAACGUGGACGUGGAGAGACACAACGCUAGAAAAUUCGUUAGGACUCUGAAAACCGAUCUGAUCCCCAUGGUGUUGAGUCUUAGGAGCAACAUAGAAGUAGACGAGGCGUUGCAGAACUUUGCAUCGGAGUAUUGUCAAGGUGUCUUCGCAGCCCAGCAGAAGAUGCAGGAACAGACGGACAUCAGCACGGAUUCUUGCGCGUUGAUCACGAUUAUGAACGCCGAUGGCAUCUACUUGGCUACCUACGCAGCGUUGCUUCUCAACUUGAAAUUGAUCAGAAUCAACUACUAUCACGAAGACAGCCGACAAGUUCCCAUCAGCGAGGUACGAUCUCCGCGAUUAUCGACGAUUGAAGCUCUGGGCUUCAUCUUACGACAAUCCGCAGAUUUCAAACACCCUCAGACCUUUAAAAUUCUAUACUCCUCGUUAGUUCCACCGCAUCUUGAAUACGCAUCUCAGAUCUGGAAUCCAUUACAAAGUGGCCUUACGAAAAUGAUUGAGAGUGUUCCGCAUAAAUUCUUAAGGCACGUUUCUUACAAGAUAGGUACACCUAUGGAUAUAGUCAUGAAGACUGUAUAA